AUGGGUGGUUUUGCAAAGAGAAAGUGUGAAAGUUUCAACCCAAGGUCAGAAAUAUUCUCUAUGAGCAAGUCAAGUUCAGAACCUGAAGAAAAUGUUGCAAAAUCAUCGGCUCGUGCUCCUGCUGGUUCUUCUACUCUCACUCCAAAAGCAACGGGAGCGAAGCCAAGCUGGGGUGGCGUGGCGCCACUGGUUCGUCAUCAUCGGGUGCUUUCGCCACUUGUCCCGCCUCCUAAAGAACUCGCAUCUCUCCCUCUUCGACCGACUACUCACCAGUCAGCCGAUUCAGAACCCAACAUGACCGUGACACCGUCGCAACUCGCAAAGCGGCAAACUGUCCGGCGCGCAGCAGCGCUCAGGCAGCGACUCCGAGGGCCGAAACCGUAA
Fraxinus pennsylvanica is the source of this 384-nucleotide messenger RNA. NCBI's taxonomy places the organism in Eukaryota, Viridiplantae, Streptophyta, Magnoliopsida, Lamiales, Oleaceae. The record is from the annotation of a GenBank genome assembly.